Messenger RNA from Amphibalanus amphitrite, 3753 nucleotides. Its product is annotated as RNA pseudouridylate synthase domain-containing protein 2-like. Gene Ontology annotation, biological process: pseudouridine synthesis. The transcript is spliced from 15 exons. Gene Ontology annotation, molecular function: pseudouridine synthase activity; RNA binding. The record is from RefSeq and is a predicted model, not a curated record. Bases 141 to 2117 code for a protein of 658 amino acids. NCBI's taxonomy places the organism in Eukaryota, Metazoa, Arthropoda, Thecostraca, Balanomorpha, Balanidae.
GACAAAUCUUUGGAAGCGGUGGUAGGUAAACACGUGAUAAUACGAUAGCAAUAAUAAUAGGAUUAUUGAAAUCAAAAUUGUUCGAAUUUCGGUGACUUUCGUUUUAAGACGCACGACUCCUAAUUUUCCGCGUAAGCUGGAUGUUCAGACACCUUGGCCUGCUGACCGAGCUGACAGUCUCCUGCGUGCAUCGUGCCCUGGUGCCUCCACUCGUCACCCUUGGAGUCAGCCAUCGGUGUCCAGUGUUUCGGCUGAUGGCGUCUGAGGUCACCCAGGUGGCGGGGCCUGCCGUCCUCACAGCUGUGGAGGUUGGGGAGAGUGCCGGCGGGAGUCAGAGUGAAGUGCAGCAGUCUGGGGCAGCUGUGUGUGAGCAGAGAGGUGCGGAGACAGGUGGUGUUACAUUGCCGCCCGCUGGCUCUGCCUCAAGUGCCGGUGCGCGGGACGGUGGGACCAGCAGUGUUCUGGUCAAACACGGGAUGCAGCAGGAGGUCGGCAACUGCGAGACGCCUGCAGAACCGGCCGACUCCGAGACGCCUGCGGGACCGGCCGGCGCGGGUACUGCCAGUGAACAACCCACUGAGGAGACAGUCUCAACGACUCCAAAGUCCACGGACCAGGAGCUGGUUAACGGCCUGGUCCUGGACAAACGGAAACGGGAUGACGACGAUGAGUCGCCCGAGCUGAAAAAGGUGAAGCUAGACCCCCGGCUUGCUUGUCUACUGCAGGCCAAACUCGAGACGAAGGCCCUGAAAGCCAAACGUCCCGGGUUCACCGAUGAACGCUACACGGAGACGUCGUACUGGUUUGAGAACGGUCUGCGGAAGGUCUACCCGUACUACUUCACCUUCACCACGUUCACCAAGGGCCGCUGGGUGGGGGAGAAGAUUCUGGACGUGUUUGCACGCGAGUUCCGCGCCCACCCGGCCGAGGAAUACGAGCGCUGUAUCCGCGCCGGCACGCUGACCGUCAACUAUCAGAAGGUGGACGUGGAUCACCGGCUGCGGCACAACGACCUGCUGGCCAACGUGGUGCACCGACACGAGGUGCCGAUCACGGCCGAUCCCGUGCCUCUCGUUCACAUGGACGACGAUAUCGUUGUUGUCGACAAGCCCUCCUCCAUACCGGUUCAUCCGUGCGGCCGGUACCGCCAUAACACGGUGGUGUUCAUUCUGGCCAAGGAGCAUGGCCUGAAGAACCUGCGGACCAUCCACCGCCUGGACCGGCUGACUAGUGGUCUGCUGAUGUUCGGGCGCACCCCGGCAAAGGCGCGCGACAUGGAGCAGCAGAUCCGGACGCGCCAGGUCACCAAGGAGUACGUGUGCCGCGUGGAGGGCGAGUUCCCCAGUGAGCCGAUCUCGUGUAAGGAGCCGAUCGAGGUGGUCAGCUACAAGAUCGGCGUCUGCAAGGUCUCGCCCAAGGGCAAGGAGUGUCUGACAGAGUUCACACGGCUGAACUACAACGGCCGCAGCUCGGUGGUCGUGUGUCGGCCGCAGACGGGCCGCAUGCACCAGAUCCGCGUCCACCUGCAGUACCUAGGUUUUCCGAUCAUCAACGACCCCCUGUACAACCACACCGUGUUCGGGCCGGGCAAGGGCAAGGGCGGCACCAUCGAGAAGUCGGACGAACAGCUGAUCCAGGACCUGAUCGCCAUCCACAACGCCGAAAACUGGCUCGGCAUGGACGGAGACGUCGAGCUCAGCAUGUUCAAACCCAAGGAGGCCGGUGAGAUGGUUCCACCAGUGCCCGCCAGGUGUCGGGACGGCUCGCCCGCCACGGCCAGUCCCGGCCCGUCCGAGGCAGCCGGUCAGCCCGCCGCGCCGGCGUCGGCCGUCCCUCAGACCCAGCGCCAGAAGGGCAGCAGCGAAGCCGGCGUCCCCACUGCUGCGGCGGCGGAGCCUGGCGUCCGGGACGGGGGCGGCGGCGGCACGUUCCGCCCAGAACUGAUGGUGGCCGACCCGCACUGCUACGAGUGCAAGGUCCGCUACCGCGACCCCAAGCCCAGUGACCUGGUCAUGUACCUGCACGCGCUCAAGUAUGCGGGUCCCGGCUGGCAGUACGAGACCAAGAUGCCCGACUGGGCAGCAGAGGACUGGCGCGACCCGGACGGCAAGGCUUGAGGGGCGCCAACGUCCGGACGGCAAGGCCUGAGGGCGUCCCGGUCCGGACAGCUGAGCCUGAGGGGCUUCCCGGUCCGGAUGGGAGUGCCUGAGGGGCGUCCUGGUACUGGCGGUCCGGCCGGAGGGCGUCCCGGGCCUGAAGGGCGUCCCGUUCCGGACAGCGGAGCCUGAGGGGCGUCCGCCCCGCCGUCGGCCUCCCUGUCGUCAUAUCACCGGGCGCUGUCGGUCCGGCGGUGACCGGGCUGCCCUCUGGAAUUCUUCCGAGCGCCGAGAGUUCGGCAGUGCGGCGGCUGAGGCCGGCGGCAAACAGUCUUUCCAUCGGUCGGGCACCGCCUGACCCAGACUGUAGUGUAGAGACGGGCGGGUCCGCGGGCCGCACGGCCGGCGCUGCGCCCACUUCCGUGCUGGAGGCCCGCUGCUUGGCCUGCUGUGCAGACUCGAAUCAAAAGACAAGUGUCUGGGCGGGCCCGGGCCGCGCCGCGCGCCGCCCAUGUCGGCGACUGGCGGGGGACUCUGUGUCAGUGGCUGGACAGCCGGCCGGUAAACGGGGGUGUUUGUAGCUAGUGGUACUAUGUGCGGCCCAGUGCCUCAAUGUCUUCGCCUCGGCGCCGAACGAUGGAGCUGAUGUUAUAAGUCAUAUCCCGCGGGCGGAUAUCAUGUGGCAGCCUGCCUGUGGACAUAUGGCAGCCGUGAAUAUAGUGCCGCGUUCGGUGCAAAGUGUCACUCGCUAGUGUCACGAGUUUUCAGUGUAACUCGGCAAAACUGGCGCAGCCCAGGCGCGCUACAAGGAUGGACUGUCUUUGUAAACUUUCACACCUCUUCCGAUGAUGUGCUAGUAGAUGGUUUCGUUUCUGGAUUUCUAUGUCUCGACUGACGCGCUGCUGUGACGGCGGGCAGCCUCUUCCGUCGGCGCGCCGCGCUGCUGACCGGCGUGACUCGCGCGCUCUGUCCGCGGCCGUGACGUCACGCUGACGUCACGGCCGCCGUGCCUUGUGAGUUGGCUGCGCGGCCGUGCGCCCCUGCGGACGCGGCCGCUCGCCUGUGCCUUGGUCUUACCUCAGUCUCCCGGCGCUGCGGCGCGCUCUGCUGGCGCCGCGGCCGCCGGGCGCGGAGCCGCGGCCGCCCCCUACCGGCCGAAUGUCAGCGCGCGAGGGCUGGUUGUUUGUUGGUAUGUCUGCUUUGAGUUUGUUGACUACGAAUGUGUCUGGCUGAGCCGAUUGUCGAGCUGUAAGAACUGAGACAUGACCGGAUGCUUUCCGUCCGCUUUUUAGACUCAAAUUGUGUCCGGAAAACCACGCACACCCUUUCAAUACGCUGCAAACACCGCCAAGCGUACAACUGAGUGUGAGGUGGCGUGUGAAUGCGGUAAAAUUGCAAGUUGGACGGAUGUGUCCUGUGACACCGAACAAUCACCGAUGGAUUCGCUGCUUGCCCCGUGCUGCCAUGAACUGACGCACUGGUGUGAGGACAUGGUUGUCUCAGUGAGAGCGGCGGUGCGUGUGUGCUGGCGACAGGCGAUAUGUCAGCGUGAGCGAGUGCCGGAGGGCGGUGGGAGUGUCGCUCUGCUACUCAGUCUCCUGAUCAGCCGAGACUGGCCGCAAUAUGUUGACGUUUGAACAAUAAAAUUACCUUCAGA